UCUCCCACAGCCAGAGCCCUGAGGUUGAGGGGGCUGCCGGACAUGGGCUGCAGGAACAGGGCAGGCUGGUGCAGAAAGCGGAGCUGGUGCGGCUGUCCCAGACACUGAGCCUGGUGCCCCGGCUGCAUUGGCUGCUGGUGGAGGAUGCCGAGGGCCCCACCCCACUGGUCUCCCGGCUGCUGGCUGCCUCGGGCCUCCUCUUCACACACCUGGCGGUCCUCACCCCCAAGGCCCAGCGGCUCAGGGAGGGUGAGCCCGGCUGGGUUCGGCCCCGCGGUGUAGAGCAACGGAACAGGGCCCUGGACUGGCUGCGGAGCGGAGGGGGCGCUGUGGGGGGAGAGAAGGACCCCCCUCCAGCCGGCACGCGGGGAGUCGUGUACUUUGCAGAUGAUGACAACACCUACAGCCGGGAACUCUUUGAGGAGAUGCGCUGGACCCGUGGUGUCUCAGUGUGGCCCGUGGGGCUGGUGGGCGGCCUGCGAUUUGAGGGCCCUCGGGUACAGGAUGGCCGGGUUGUGGGCUUCCACACAGCAUGGGAGCCCAACAGGCCCUUCCCAGUGGAUAUGGCAGGAUUUGCUGUUGCCCUGCCCUUGCUGUUGGCUAAGCCCAGUGCCCAGUUCGACGCCACUGCUCCCCGGGGCCACCUGGAGAGCAGUCUCCUGAGCCACCUCGUGGAUCCCAAGGACCUGGAGCCACGGGCAGCUAACUGCACUCGGGUUCUGGUGUGGCACACACGGACAGAGAAGCCCAAGAUGAAGCAGGAAGAGCAGCUACAGCGGCAGGGCCGAGGCUCAGACCCAGCUGUUGAGGUGUGAUGGCAGCCCCACCCUGACUACCGCCGCGUCAGGCACGAACCUGGGGGACUGGGCCCCUGGCCUGCCCAGGAUGCAGUUUUCCAAAUCCUGACCCCUCAGAGCCAGGGGCGGCCCUUCUGCCCCCUCAGCCCCAGGGCGUGGCCCAGCUGCUUCUCCCCUCCCCCAGCCUGCCAUGUGGCACUGCCCACAGGCUGGGGACAAGCGGCCCUUGUGUUGAGCCAGGUCAGCCCCGUCUGGGGCAGAGCAGAAGGACAGACACUCAGGAGGGAGGGCUGCUGAGCAACUGGGUAACUUAUUGGGGCUGGGCAUGCACUGGGGGGCUGGAGGAGCUGGGCUGGACCCUCCCCACCUGAGCAUGCUGACCCCCCUCCUACCUCCAGAAUAAAAGAUCUCAAGCUGGA
Messenger RNA from Leptonychotes weddellii (Weddell seal), 1216 nucleotides. The record is from RefSeq and is a predicted model, not a curated record. Lineage: Eukaryota; Metazoa; Chordata; Mammalia; Carnivora; Phocidae.